This is a messenger RNA of Pocillopora verrucosa, 3789 nucleotides long. RefSeq lists its product as uncharacterized. The record is from RefSeq and is a predicted model, not a curated record. Lineage: Eukaryota; Metazoa; Cnidaria; Anthozoa; Scleractinia; Pocilloporidae.
ACGUUGUCUGUGUAUUUCCCCGCUACGCGUUGUUUUUGUCUUCUUUUUUCUUUUAACUUAGUGACUCAAAAUGCGGUUAAUUAGCCACUUGACCCAAUUGUUUAUUUUUUUAAACGUAAUAUCUUUUAUUGAUUUUUCUGUGAGCUCGAAAUCGAAAAAGAGUUCAACUUCGUCGUCGUCGUCGCGGGAUUUCUUGGAAAAGGAAGGUAAACAAUGGUCGAAAGUGUCCUGCAAAAACAUCAAAAAAGAUCACAUCAUGAAACUUAGAGCCAAGAAAUCAACUGACCAGCUAAUGUCUUGCCUUAUAAAGGCUUUGAAAGAGUCAAAUGAUGCCUUUUUAUGGAGUGUUCUUGGGGAGUCAUAUCAGAAAUUACAAGCUAACACUAAAGCAGCGAACACAUGCUUCAAGGAAGCUUUAAAGCGAGGGGGAAAAUUGUCAAAAUUUAUACCGAAGUGGCACUUCAUUGGACCAUUUGUUAUUGGCAAGGGAGAGGUCGAUGGAGAUCCUGUGGAGGAGUGGGGUGGGAUCAAGAAUAUCUCGCAGUACAGAUGGGAUAAAAAAUUUUUUCUGUAUUCGGAGCUGGUGCCUGGAGGAGAGAUAAAGUGGAUGGAAGUCAAUCAAAAAGCAGGUGCCGAACCGGUAGCUGUCGCACCACCUGUAAACUGGAAUGAUUUAGUGAUGUCCUUACAAUCAAUGGGAAUAACUGAAUGGCAGGGAUGGGUCCUAGGAGAUUUUUUUGUCAAUGAAGAUGAUGCCACAGUACUGGUGCAAUGCCUUGGAGUGCAUACUGUAUAUAUUGAUGAUUCUGUCUUGACAGGAGAUGUGUACAGAAGAGAUCAGUUUUGGUCAUCUAUUAAACUAUCUCGUGGAAUACAUACCAUAAAGCUUCGUCUCAGGACCAAGGGAUCCAUUGCAUUCACAUAUACUAUUAAACUUUUAGAGACAAAACAAACAUUCCAAGUUUUAUCUCCUUCGUUUUUACCUGAUCUUGUUGAUGGAAAGCUCUUCUCAACAUUUAUCUCAAUUCCCAUUAACAAUUUACAUAGCUCUAAUUGGCUAAAAGUGACCAAAGUUUCUACAGUGAAAGAAUCUUCUUCGAAUCCCCAGUUUUCUGUGAGGCUGACAGCGGAGGACAAAGCUUUUGCUAUAGCUCCCGGGCAAGUGCGACCAAUUAAAGUCAUUCUAGAAUACAAAAAUGGAAAGCAAUAUAACUUGGAUGACGACACUUGUUCUGAUGUGAAACUUUUAUUAAAAAUUAGCACCAAUAAAGGACAAGAUCAGAAGAUUACAAUAAAUCUUAGAUGCCGCAGAAUAAGCCAAUCAUUUUUGUUUACAUUUCUUGACCAUGAUGCUUCAGUUCAGCAUGGUGCAGCCAUUGUUCCCUUGGUGUCUUGCCCUUCAGGAGUCUGUCCUGCACUGCUGACUCUGCAUGGUACAACUGUGCCUCCACAAAAUCAGGCUGACAGCUACAAACGCAUGGAGAAGGGGAAGUGGGUGUUUGGUGUUGACCAUCUGUGGCUUGUGGCACCCACCAGACAUGGGGCUCAUAACUGGGAGGGGCCUGGAGAGCUUACAGCCAUGAUGGCCCUUAGAAGCUUAGCCAAGCUCACAAAAGAUGCUCCAUGGAUUGGACCUCAAGCUGAUGCAAACCAAGUUGUGUUUGCAGGGCAUUCCAUGGGUGGACAUGGAGCAUGGCAGCUUGGUACCCACUAUCCAGACAAUGCCCUGGCCUUAGUUUCAGCAGCUGGUUGGAUCAAGAAAGAAGAUUAUGGAGACUCCAACUUGUUCUUCCGUCAUGACAUCAGUACAAGUCACACCUCUCCUUCAGUGAAGAGUAUACUAGAGGCUUGUACUGCAGAAAAUGAUGCUGAUAAGCAUGUAACAAAUUUACAUGGAGUGCCAGUUAUGAUAAGGAUUGGAGCAGCUGAUAGGACAGUGCAUCCUUAUUUCACACGUCGCAUGUUCCGUCUUUUGCGGGAACAGAGGACCAAUGUCACUUACUCUGAGAUAGCAGACAAAGAACACUGGUGGUGGGAUACAUACAAGACAAAUGAUGGAGGCGUCGUGAAUGAUCCAGUCAUAAGAAAAUUUGCUGUUGACCAUGCAAAGAAUGCUGCUGUCAUCUCUCCUGUUGCAAGUCACUGUGAGAAAGAUGGAGAUUGCAGCUCAGCUGAUACAACAGAGAAAUACAAAUCCUUUUCUGCCCAAACAACAGAUCGAAACACUGCAGGAAAUGGGAAGUUUCAGCUUACUGUGUAUAACCCAGUUGCAAACACAGGUUUGAGAGGUGUGCGUGUUAUGCAACAGAUUAUUCCUUUCCGUAAAAGUUCAAUUGAAAUUUUCUUCAGUUCAAAUUUGGUUGUCCUGACCACUGUAAAUGUAGCAAGGAUCUGCCUUAAAGAGCCCUCCAUAUCUCCUGUGUCAUGGCAUAAAAGAUCAGUUGAGGUCGACGGAACUGUGGUCAGUGGUAUGAAAUAUCAAGCUGGCCAAGAAUGUGUUAUUUCUCUGUGCAAAUCUGAUGUUAACUCAUGGGAGUCCUGUCACGAUACAAUGUUUGAGUCCAAAAUUGUGAGAGGCCCAGCCAAUAUGGGUCCUGCCAGGAGGGUUGCCGAGGGACCUUUUCUUAUAGUUACAGGUACCUCAUCUCAAGCGAAUCACAUUACCACAACCUUGAGGCAGUUUGCAGUGUAUAUAGCGAACCUCUUCUUUUUAACGUCUGACGCCUGGGUGCCAGUCGUUUCUGAUACUGACUUAAACGAGGAAACCGCUGAACAGUAUAACUUGAUACUCGUUGGAAGUCCUCAAGAAAAUUCUUGGAUUAAACAAUUUCACGAGAAAGUUCCCUUGAAGUACGAGAGUAACACUCUGGUUUUGGGUCGUUGUACAUUCUCCUCUCCCCAGACCGGCGCGGUUUUCCUGGCACCACACGCUGGCUCUCGCCUGGCAUUAAUUAUUACUGGAAACUCCAUUGAUGGCAUUCGAGACGCCGUGAGCCUGGCCACGCCCACGAUUCCACCGAUGACAAGAUCGCCGUUUUCAAAUAUGGUUCCUGAUUACGUUAUAACCGGUCCGAUGUUCCGUUCUCAUGGGCCCGGUGGCUACCUUUGCACUGGAUUUUGGAACAACCACUGGGGUUUUGGAAGAGAGAUAUCGUCAUGUGUUUGUUGAUCUGUGAAAGAGGCCGAUAAGAUGUACGUGUGUCACGCCUUCUUCAAAAUAGUUGGUCACUCUUGUGUCACGCAAUCUCCUGAUCCUAAGUGAGGCCUAUUAAGGAAUGUGCGAUUACAGUGGGUGAUUAAAUAUAUAAACAAAUAGAAUUCUGUACUAAGACGUCCACCAAGUGAAUCUUCGUCUAGGAAAGAAUUGAGUAUUGAGUGUUGUGCUUUGAAGAACUUAGCGAAAAUACUUUGAUGCAUAGAUGAGAACCAAGCAACAUAUUCAACCCAUGCAUGACACAAGCUCCCGUUUUAAAACGAAGCUGGAGCCUCUGAUAUGAACACUGGUUUUUAUUAUCAAGGCAAAAAUAGCAAUAUUGAUAUUGGUGCUAUAUAAGUAUUAUUAUAAAAAAGUCAUUUUCGCAAGUAAUUUGUUGGCACUUAGCCUCAUUUCUAAAGUGAGGCAGUUUAAAUUUAGGAUUGAGGCCAUGGCGGACGAAAGCAAGCGUACAACCUCAUUUCGAAAGUGAGGCAGUUUGAAUUCAGGACCGAGGCCAUUGCGGACGGAAGCAAGCGUUCAACCAUUGUGUAAUCACAAAUGCAAAAUUAAAAAAAUGCGCUUUGCAUUUUGUA